Messenger RNA from Erigeron canadensis, 1492 nucleotides. Its product is annotated as tubby-like F-box protein 7. Bases 75 to 1223 code for a protein of 382 amino acids. The transcript has 4 exons. The record is from RefSeq and is a predicted model, not a curated record. NCBI's taxonomy places the organism in Eukaryota, Viridiplantae, Streptophyta, Magnoliopsida, Asterales, Asteraceae.
AUAAAAAUUUCUCCCCUUUUUUAUUUAUUCUUUCUCAAAAAUCAAUUUCACCUCAUUAUUUCUCUCUCAAAACGAUGUCGUUACGACGAUCAUUUUUAUCAAGAAGAAUACGAACCAGCAGCAGAUCCAAAUCUCUCAAUGAAUUCACACAUGAUAACAAUGAUUUUGUUAUUAUUAAUAAUAAUAGAAAUAAUGUUGAUGACAUCAUCGUGACGAGUGAACCGGCCGGUUCGUGGUCAAAUAUGUUGCCGGAGCUGAUCGGAGAGAUAAUAAGGAGAGUUGAAAGUAGUGAAGAGCGGUGGCCGGUGAGGCAGAGUGUGGUGGCGUGUGGAUGUGUUUGUAAAAAGUGGAGAGAUGUUGUUAAGGAGAUUGUUAAACCGCCUCUUCUUACCUCUAUUAUUACCUUUCCUUCUUGCCUUAAACAGCCUGGUCCACGGGAUACACCUCUUCAAUGUCUUAUUAAGCGAAACAAGAAAAACUCGAUGUUUUACCUUUAUCUUGCUGAUAGCCCAUCGUUCACAGAGAAAGGUAAGUUUCUGCUGGCAGCACGUAGAUCAAGACAUGGUGCUCAUACGGAAUACAUAAUAUCACUUGAUCCAAAUGAUCUAUCUCAAGGAAGCAAUGCUUACGUUGGUAAAUUGAGUUCGGAUUUUCUCGGUACCAAAUUUACAAUCUAUGAUAGCCAGCCUCCACGCGUUGGGGCAAAGCACUCAAGCAGCAGUGCUGCACGGCGUUUCACAACCAAGCAAAUAAGCCCACAAGUUCCAGCUGGCAAUUUUGAGAUAGGGGAAGUUUCCUACAAGUUUAACCUCUUGAAAUCUAGAGGUCCUAGAAGAAUGGUAUCUUCUUUAAGGUGUCCUAUGUCGGACGAACCUCAAGCAGAAUCCAAGUUGACCAAAUCCAAAUCUGAUGCUGCUGGUACUGGUUCUGAUUCUGGUCUGACGUUAUUAAGAAAUAAAGCCCCGAGGUGGCAUGAACACUUGCAAUGCUGGUGUUUGAAUUUUCAUGGGCGGGUAACAGUUGCAUCAGUUAAGAACUUUCAGUUGGUGGCAACGAUGGACCCGAGUCAGCCAGGAGGGAAAGGGGAUGGUGAAACAGUCCUGCUUCAGUUUGGAAAGGUUGGUGAUGAUAUGUUUACGAUGGACUACAGGCAGCCUUUGUCGGCCUUUCAUGCUUUUGCCAUCUGUUUGACCAGUUUUGGGACAAAGCUUGCCUGCGAGUAGUAUGGUACUGACAUUCGUGUGCGUGUGCUCGAAUAUGAGUUUGAAAGGUAUCUGUGGGUUGUCUCUAGAAACUUUGCUACCAUCCGAGGUUGUGUUUUACUUUUCAGGAUGUAUGUGAUGUAAAUAGGCACGAACAUUCUAAUUGUUGUUUUAGGAAUCUUGGUUUGAGCAGGAAAGUGUUUUUGUUUUUCUACUGUAUGCAUCAUUAGAACGUUAAAACAUGUUUGUUUUUUGUUUUUCUACUGUAUGCAUCAUUAGACGUUAAAACA